Messenger RNA from Patiria miniata (bat star), 3413 nucleotides. RefSeq lists its product as uncharacterized. The record is from RefSeq and is a predicted model, not a curated record. Bases 224 to 3406 code for a protein of 1060 amino acids. Lineage: Eukaryota; Metazoa; Echinodermata; Asteroidea; Valvatida; Asterinidae. The transcript is spliced from 18 exons.
CUACAAAUACUAUUACUAGUGAAGCGUUAAGCAGGAACACGAGAACGUAACACUGAAGUCCUGAAAAUAUGCACAGAAAUAUUGAAGAUCAGCUCCACUGGCACUACAAACAAAAUUGCGCAGGCUUUUUGAAGGCUGAAGACGGACUGAGGCUUGCUGUUUUUUCGAAAACGUCUUGAGAUUUCUUUUCGAGUCCAACCGGUUGGUUUGAUUUGUUUGUAAAAUGGCCGAUCCACUUUUCCCAGCGAAGAGGAGCAUAUUUGUGAAAACGUAUUCGAAGAUUCGGCCACUCCAAACAUUCGAUCCUGAUCCUCUAAAGAGUUUUAAGAAUACCUGCGGUGCAACACCUAUUCUUCGAACAGGCAAACCAUUUCCUUUCAUCCAACCAGCAAACUCUAUUGCACCAACCCUGGCUCCAGCUAACUCACCAUCAUCAGAUACCUCUAGCUCAGAGACCCCUGAUGUUGAAAUGAUUUCCAACGAGGUAGAGAAGAAACUCGACACUGAAGAGGAAGAUGAAAAAUCAUUCAUCACCUUAACUCCCACUUCCAAGAAAACAAGCAAAAAGCAGAGCAAGAAGAAAUCGUACAGCCCAUUGAAGAACAUCAGCAAUGUCAUCAAGGUGAUGCAUCCCAGAAAGACAGCACCUAAACGAGUUGUCUCUCCAUUUAUGUGGACAAGCACCAAAUUAAGGCCACAAGGUCAGCUAGCCUCAAUCCAGGAAUCAGACCAAGAAUCUGUAUCAAGCGAUGAUCAGGAAUGUACAAACGACGCAAAAGACGAGUCAAAAGGGACUGCAUCCAACAGGAAACCUGACAGGAUAAGUAAUCUACCCAAAGGUCCUCAUCACACAAAGAAGCUUGUCAGCCAAGACAUCCAGACAGGUGCACAGGGCAUUCCUUUGCACAGCCAGAAAAGAAGCAAAGAUUCCCCUAUGAUGGUGGAGGGCCGAGGUGUGUUUACCAGUAGCUACAGCAGUACAAUGACUGAUCAGAGAUCUACACAGAUGUAUGGAUCACAAACUGAUGAUGAAGAUGAUAUGAGCACUGUCACUUACACCAGACAAUCAGGAGAGACCUCUGAUGAAUCCACCAUGGUGAUUUCAGAUGUAGCCACAGAUGACAAUGAUUCCAUGACUACAGCCACUGUCAAGGAAGAGGAAUUCUCAGACAUUGAAAUACCCAGGGAUUUCCCAGGUACAACAACAAGAGUGAUGCAACAACUGACCCCAACAGUCGCCAACUUGGUUCUACCUGAGGCAUCAGAACGAAAAACACUCAGGAAGACCACUGUAUCCACUGCAAAAGCAAUGCCAAAGAAACGCUCCAGUGUUUGGAGCAACAGGAAGCCGACCGUGAAGACCAAGAACUCUACUUUAGUGGACGGUCUGACAGCUCUUAACAUCCAGCAAUAUGAACCAAUAGAGGAAAUAUCCGACAUCAAAGAAGACAAUUCCAGGGGCGAUUUGGACCCCAACAAGAAGACAUCAACUCCAUCCAGUAAAGGGAGAAAUACUAUGCUUCAUCAAAGAUUCAUACCUGACGUAUCAUCAAUAGAAGGUGAUGCCUGUGCAAUGCCAACCAUUGACGUUAUGCAGUCUCUGACUUCAACCACCCUCGCUGACAAGAUGAAAUCCUCAUCUACUCAGAAGUUAGCUGAGCUAAGACCUGUCACUGCUCCUUCUGAGACAAAAGGCCCUGCUCCUAGAUCCGUCUACAGCAUCUCAGCCAGUUCUGAUGAUGAUUUGCCCACACCCCUGGGCAUCAGGGGCAGGAAAGCCUUCACCAUUGAGAGGGCAUCACCUAGGAUGUCACCCAGGCUGUCAUUUGGUCAGUAUCCCAAAGCUGCCACUAAGAUGAUAUCAAACAGCCAGAAAAAGACAUCAGUGGUCUCAGCAGGCAACCUGUCAAGAAAUGACAGUAGCAGCAACAAGCACGUCAAGUUUCUGCUUUCCAACAAGGCUCAUGAGGUCCUCCCUGAGCCGGAUCCAAGCAGGUCAUUGAGUAUUGUGAAUCUUCCUGAAUUGCCGCUUUCAUCCAGCAUCUUGAAGAAAAGAGAGACAAUGACUGGAGAGCGGAGAACAUCAUUUGCCUCCAAGAUAGAAGAGCACACUAAGCAGUCGUCUAAACAGGAGAAGCAGCAGACUGGUAGGACCAGAAUGACCAGCACACCACAGAAACAUUCUAGAAGGAGCAAGGGAGCACACAUGCUGGCAUUGUCUUUUGAUGUUUCAUCAGUGGAUCUUCCCUCCUGUAGUGAUGAUGACGUGAUCACUCAGCCAUCCAACCACCAGACUGAAUCCAAGACUACAGCUGUAGUGACUGAUCGUGAGGCAGAAGAGGAAGAAACAAUUACUGCUGCUGGUCAGAGUACACAGGAACUAAUGGACUUUGAGCCGAUACCUAUGCAGGCCUCAACCUCCAUCAACAGCCAACCACUUCAUCUUUCCCAAGUCAUCCAGGAAGACACCAGACCAGCUAACCUAGAGUCACAACUCAGUGACAAUGCUACCAAGCACCUAGCCUUAGCCACACAAAGGGCUACAAGUAACCCUGAAGCAAUUCAGCAUCCGGCCCCGGCUACUCAAAGGUACCGUCAAGCUCAACACCCAUCCAUUGCUACUCCACAACAAAACGCUUGCCAACGGGCCGAACAUCCAGUCAGAGCUACUGAUGAUCAGCGUUGUCAUCGAUUACAAGAGGCUAAGAAAUCCCUGCGUUUCAUCCAAGCUACACCCAGCAUGCGGGCUAGUCAUCAGGAGGCACAGAACCUAGUCCAGGGUACCCAACACCCACUUCAGGGUACCCAUGAUGAGUUCAACCCACAGGGGGAUUUCCACCCAGUCAGUGGUACAGAUGAUCUGUGUAGUCCCAAUGGUCCCGAUAUAGAAAGCCAACAGGAGACAGAAUACCCAGCUCCUGAUAAAGAUGAUAUGUGUGUCCCCCAGGGAGCCGAAAACCCAGUUUAUGGUACCCAUGAUCAGUUGAGCCCCCGGAACACCCAGUACCCAGAUGAUAGCACCCUUGGUACUAAGGAGGCAGAGCAUCCCAUCCAUGCAACCCCAAAAUCUCAGCUGAAGAGGAGCAGUCCCAAUGGAGAUCUUCCUGGCAGGCCUAAUAAGAAGAAAUUCCUGAAGAAAGAUGCAUCUGAUGAAAUAAUGGUGACCACGCCACAGACAUGUGACCGUGCAACCCAGAAGGACUUCCCCAGACAACAGAAGAGGCUUGACUACGUAGACAAGGCAGUGGGCCUGCCAGAAUGCAUAUUUUCACAGCUCGGCCCUACACCAUACAGACCAGCCAAAUUCAGACAGUACAUCGACACUGUCAAUGUGAUGGACUAUGACAAGAUUAAGAAUUUGCCACAAGACAUAUUUGAGACAAUUCCCGAUGCCGUGUUCUCCUGAAGAUAAU